AAGAAAGAGAAGGGGGCGUGCGGGCGGCUUCCCGCGAGGGGCGGUGGCCGCCAUUUUGUUCGCGCCGGGCAGGGCCGGGGCGGACCGGGUGGGGAGUGAUUGCGGCUCGGCGGCGCUCAGCGCGGCCCGGCAAUGUCGGCGUUCUCAGAGGCGGCGCUGGAGAGGAAGCUGUCGGAGCUGAGCAACUCGCAGCAGAGCGUCCAGACUCUGAGCCUGUGGCUCAUCCACCACCGCAAACACUCGGCGCUCAUCGUCAGCGUGUGGGAGCGGGAGCUGCGGAAAGCAAAACCAAACAGGAAGCUGACAUUCCUGUACUUGGCCAAUGAUGUCAUACAGAACAGCAAAAGGAAAGGACCAGAAUUUACGAAAGACUUCGCUCCAGUAAUAGUGGAGGCUUUUAAGCAUGUUUCAAGUGAGUCUGAUGAGAGUUGUAAGAAACACCUUGGCCGAGUGCUUUCUAUCUGGGAAGAAAGGUCUGUUUAUGAAAAUGAUGUAUUAGAACAACUUAGGCAAGCUUUGUAUGGAGACAGAAAGGGCAGGAAGCGCACAUAUGAACAGAUAAAAGUUGAUGAAAAUAACUGCUCACCUCGAGGUUCUCCCACUGACCCUCCACAGACUACAGAUCUCAUUAGAGCAUUACAAGAACUAGAAAAUGCUGCCUGUGGGGAUGCAGCAGUUCAUCAGAGAAUAGCUUCUUUGCCUAUAGAGGUCCAAGAUGUGUCCCUGUUAGACAGAAUAACAGAUAAGGAAUCUGGAGAGCAACUUUCCAAAAUGGUAGAUGAUGCGUGUAUGUUGCUGGCGGAUUACAAUGGCAGGUUGGCAGCUGAAAUAGAUGAUAGAAAACAGCUAACUCGAAUGUUGUCGGACUUUCUCCGAUGUCAAAAAGAAUUCCUUGCAGAGAAAGAACAUAAGCUGGAACUUCUGUUGCAGGUGGUGGACAUGGACCUAUCUUCAUGAUGUCACCAUCCAUUAGUACACACAUCCUGCUAAAAAUAAAUUUAAGAAUAAAAAUCUUGUAUUGUCUCUUGUUUUUGAAAACUGAAGAGGAGGAAUUCUGUAACUACUCAUACCAAACCUCUGCUAUUUUCAUCUGUAUUCUCACAAAUGUUACUGCAUUUAUUCCUGAGGUGAAUUUAUCCAGUGUCAUUCGUUUUUCUCGAAGAUUAAAACUUUCACAUGGUUGUUCUUAAAACUCAAGUCCUUUCAUUCAGAGUUUCAAAUGCAGAAGUUUGGGUGUCACUUGCAUUGAAGCUGCCAUUACCAAAAGGAAAGAGCUGUGAAAACAAGACUUUUUCAGACUUUUGCUUUUUUAACUUACACUCUAGUUCUUGAGUUUACAUGAACAUCAGAAGUGAGAAGUGAUGGAUAGAUGUAGAACUUGUCCUUCACAAGCACAAUAAAGAACUUUCAUUUUUUAAUGUAUAUCUAUCACACAUUUAAGUAAGUAACAUAUAUUUUAUAAUUGCUCUUAAGCCCUUGUAGAGGCCCCCUCAAAUUUAAGAGUGUUUUAAAGAAUAUUUUCACUGUUUUUAAGUUUUACUGUAGUAUAAAUAUUUAAGGCUGAGUGUAUGGUAGCUGUAUCUGGAAACUUGUAUGGGAUUUAUAGAUAGCUGUGAUUCUACAUGUUAGAGAAAAUGGGGGGUUUUUUCUGAAGUUUUUGUAGGAACCCUUUUUACUCUCAUAAGUUUGAGGACUGACAUUUCCCUGUUUUCUAUUGCUUUGGCUGACUCUUCCUUUUCUGCUUCCUUCUUGUGUCCUCGUCCUGCCUCCCUGCCUCUCCCCUAGUUUUUGAACAGAAAUAUUGGUUGAUCUGUUGAUCUCACUGAAGGCUGAUAAAAAACUGUGUUAUACAGGAAAAGAAAGUUAGAUAUACAUAAAUUAACUCGUCUUGUUGUGUUAGAGACUGUUCUGUAGACAUUCUAGAAUUAGCGUGACCUUAAAAAUAGAGGGGUGAAAUGAACAGAAGUACUUGAUUUCCUUUUUUCUCCACAUUGCUUUGCCUCUGCCUUUCCCACAGUCUUGCUCACCACAAAGUAAAUACUCCUACUACGUUUCAAAUAAAGGCUUCAAUAGUUUAAAAUCUUACAAAUGCAACUUCUUAAUGAGUGUGGGCAGGGGAUACUAUCACCUUUUUCUAGAAAAACAAGACAGCCUCCUCUCACUUUCAUUUUGUUACUGUAAAACAUGGCAUUGCUACAUUAGAAACUGGGUCAUCCAGUCCACUUACAUAGUGUUUAUACCAGUGUACCACUUUAAAUUAGGGAACAUUCUUGUCAGUAAAUCCAAAUCUUUAUGAAGGAAAUGCUGCUCUGGGAGGCCUGCUGUGUUCUUGCAGGUUGUGUUUAAAUAAGACAUUUUAUUGAUGCAUUACUUAUUUUCUGCAGCUAUAUAAAUAAUAGUCCUAUCCUUGCACUUGAACAUCUGGUUAUAGUUGUUUGUCGUUUCUUAGCACAUCAAGAAUAUUGUAUAUUUAAUGCAUUUUCAUUUCACAGUUGAGCUUUAUAGCUCAGUAUGGCUUGACUUGUCUUCCUAAAGGGUUUAAUUUUGUCGUGGGAUUUUAUGGGUAAACAGCAAGCAGUUAGUCUUCAUAGUCUGUAUCUCUAAAGCCGAAGGCUUUUUUUUUUUCUGUUCUCUUCCAGCUUAAUGGUUUCAAAUGGAGAUAAAAAUGUUAAGCGAAGAAUUUAGGAAUGGCAGUUGUGUAACAGGCCUCUUGUGUUGGUUUUGUUUCCCAGUGCAAGACUGGAUUGAGGCUAUUGUCUGCUAGUUUUUGUCCAUGAUAGGUGCCUUGUAAUCACAGGGUGUAGUGUUUUUAAUUGGUGAGGUUUAUUUUCUUCGGGUUCCUUGUACUUGGCUAGUACCUUUGUAUGUCAGGUUCUUUCGAAGUGCCAGGUGGACUUCAAGAAUCACAUUCAGUCACACUUCAUGCUUUUCAAGUCCACUUAAAAUAAUUUGGAUUAAUUUCUUCAUAGCCUUGCAGCUGAGCAGCUAAAGUAUUUUGCUGACCUUUGGUUGAAGUGAAGAUAGAUUUCUAGCAUCAUUCCUACACUGCUUUUUAUUACAGGGUGGAGUUUGCGGCAUUAUAGGUGAUCUGACGCUCCCUGAAAGUGGCAGUGCCACAGUAACUCAAACUAAUCUUGAAUUAGAACUGAGUUGUGCUGUUUCUGCUGCUAACAGUGCAAUGAUUAGAGAACUGGUAGCUGGAAAAUAUCAGGAAGGAGGCAAUGAGAUUCAUCCAUACUCAUUAGGAGUAUUACGAGUAUUUAAGAUCAUCUGAUACAUACUAGGCAGCAGAAGACUCUCAUGAAGUAGUGAUACCAAAUGGACAAUGUUGUACGGUCUCUUUUGAUGUUACAAACCAUUGCAUUUGUUUCUGUUCAGGGUUAUAGCUUCAGAAAUUGAAGCUGGGUUGACAGUGCUUCCAGUCCAGGGUAGUAUAUGACUUCCACUGAAAGAAGUGUUUAAAUUGAUUAUAGAUUCUUCGGAGUGCACAGAUGUGGAUCUCUAUAAUAAAAAAGGGAGGAGACCUUUUGUCAGGAUUAUUCUUUUGUGUGAGCCAAUUUCUAGUAACUUCCACUGUUUUUCAGAGAAAUGUAUGUAGCGGUAAACUGUCAGGAGGGGAAUGUAGGCUAAGGAUCUGUGAUCGGUGAAUUCUCUUCAUUCUAGUCCUCCCCAUACCAGCCUGUACAAAAUGGAACAGGAUUCAGAAAGAGUGCCCUCUGCUUGACCAUUUGAGAGUCAGUUUAAAGCCCUUGCUCCUGGUUGGCUUUUAGUGGCCAUUUGACACUCUUUGUGUAGUGUAAAUGUUGUACUUGAACAUAAAGUUAAGUUCCUUUAUUGAAUAUUGUCAGCUGGUGUGUGUGUGUGUUUGUUUUAGUUUUUUAAUUAUUUUUUAAAAAUAACAAAACCAACCCAUUUCUCAAGGCCCCUUCCCCAAAACAAAAAAAAACCCAACCAACACCAAAAAAUCCUCAACCAAACUUCAGUAAGCUCAAUAGUUUGAAUUCUCUACCUGAAGAUGACGAGAGAAUUAAGCAAUCCCUGCACUCCUCAUCACUUUUAGAGUUUUAUUAUAUAAGAACUUAAAGAAUGUGAGGGGACAUUGAAAUUGAGACACAGGUUGUAUCUCUUAUCUGCAACAGAAGUAGGCUUGCUAAGCAUGCUUGCAGGUUGCUAACCUAUCUUGUAAAUGUAGCUGUUCUUUUGUUUCAUUUUUUUUUUAGUACCAAAACGUGGCAGUAGAUACAGUUGUAUUGGCUGUGUUACCUAGAAGUACUCUGCUGGAUUAGAGUGAAGAUGAGCAGCCCAUGUGUCAAACACAGCAAUGCAAAGUCAAGUGGCCAGUGCAUUUUAUUCCUUUGUGCUGUACCCUUUUAUGAUAACAACGCUUAUUUGCCCCUUUUCUUACAAAAAGUUUAUAACCUCCCUGUACUUGACUAAUAAAUAUCUCUUUUUUAUAUUGUAGCUUAACAACUGCAGCCUUAAAUACCAUGGUACAUAGUUUCUCAGGCUGUACUUGAAAGAGAAUUAGACUUGGUAGCUCUGUAUUGUCAUUCAAAGCAACAAAACCACUUGAGAGCUCCCACUUUCUAAAUUGAAUUACCAGAUGCUUGAGUAUAAAUCCUGGCUUUUCUAACAGAUCAGAUGGGUAGUAGGUUGCUUUUGGCUCAUCCUUGUAAAGUAAGGAUAACCUUUUACAUCAGUUCAUCAUGUUUUAAAGCAUUACUUGUCACCUUGAAGGUGCUCUGUUUUUGAAACAGGGUAAUAAAAAUGUUAAAACUUUUUUAUUUAUAAGACUACCAAUUUCACUUUUAUUCUUUGUGAAGAGUGGGGUUUUUGUUAACCUUCACUCUGCAGCUUAUCUUUAUUUGAAGGAUUAAAAAAAAAAAAUACAGGAUACUAUGUAGUUUAAUACCCUUGAGGUACAUUUGGAAUUCUUUAUUAUAAAGGUAGCAAGAGAAGCUACUGAUCUUAUCUAGGUUGGACUUGUUCAUGAGACUUUUAGACAGACUGUUCCUGGCUGUUGCAAGCCAAAAACUUGAUAAUGUUAACCAAAAUGAAUGGAUCUAUUUGAGUAAUCCUCAGAAGAAGAAGUUUUGCAGGUAUGUAAUGGAUUUGGGUUUUGUGCAAACAAACAUCAAGAGCACGGGACAUUGAAAAUUAAAUAAUCAGUGCUUUAUCUAGAGCUUCUUAAGGUGAGCUGUAGAUUGACAAAUGACUGGGCCUUUCUGCAGAUGUUCCCUUUGCUUUGAACAGAUGUUUGCUGGAAGGAAAAAAAAUCACACCUGGAUGUAAGAACUAUUGAACCUGUAGCACGUAUUCAUAUUGGCAGUAGCAAUACAGUUUUUCAAGUUAAGACUAUACCUUUGAUACAGGCCUUAAUUUCUCACAGUAAUAUAGUUGCUGUUUAGACUUAAAAAUCUGAUGUUUGUGUCUCUAAACCUAUUUAAUUUUAAGGACGUAUUUUUUAAUCUUUAUUGUGAAUACAAAGUCAGGAGAACUGUAAACCCUGCUGGUAUCCCUCCUGCAACUAGAAACUUACCUUUGGAAUUGUUAUUUGUUAAAGCAACUGUAAACUAUCUAGAAACAUAAGAUGACUAUCUAGAAACAUUCCAUGACACUGGAAUGAAAAGCAGCUCUGUUGGGGAAAACUACCAGUGAAAUCUAACUACACAAACUAGACUAGGUUGAGAGUUACAAAGGAAAUGUUUGUAAUCAAGUUUAGAAAAAAAAUCUGAAGGUUGUGAAUGGAAAGGAGGAUUGAAAGGAAGGUGGCAGGAAGCUGUGCUGUACAAUUUGACUGGUAAACAAACUGAAUGAGUAUUUACUGCUUUUAGCUUAUGUCUUCUGGUGUUUUCAUUUAACAGUAAAAUAAGCCCACAUGUAUUCAAAAAUAAUUGUGUUUGACUCAAGCGCUGUGCUCUUUAGUGUUCUCUUUACAUUGUGUCCUAAUUAAAGCCUGUGUUGUUGGGCUGAUACUCAAAAGUUACACUGGAGAAUUUUUCUGCCUUCGUUAAGAUCUAGAAACUUUAUUGGUCUAACGAGCUUGUGUAUGAGUUGAGAGGGAAGCACCACAUUCAAGGUACUCUUUACUGUGACCUAUUCAUGUAGUAAGAAUUUUUGUGGCAUUUACAGUAAUGAUUUGAAUGGUUGGAAGGAAGGGCUUACAAGGAGUGCUUUUAGGAGUCUGACAAGAGAGAAGAAAUGGCUAGAACAUCACCUUGUUUUUUUUCUCUCAGCCUGACUGAAACAACAUGGCAGAUUUCAUUCUCAGUUACAAACUUCUGUUUCCACUUAAAACCAUCGUAGUAUUGGAAAAAGUGAUAUGUGUAAAAUCUGAUGUAAAACAUAG
This is a messenger RNA of Cuculus canorus (common cuckoo), 6349 nucleotides long. RefSeq names its product regulation of nuclear pre-mRNA domain containing 1A (gene RPRD1A). Gene Ontology annotation, cellular component: RNA polymerase II, holoenzyme. The transcript has 7 exons. The coding region runs from base 133 to 957 and encodes 274 amino acids. Gene Ontology annotation, molecular function: RNA polymerase II C-terminal domain binding. Gene Ontology annotation, biological process: mRNA 3'-end processing. NCBI's taxonomy places the organism in Eukaryota, Metazoa, Chordata, Aves, Cuculiformes, Cuculidae. The record is from RefSeq and is a predicted model, not a curated record.